CAGCAGCGCCAGAAGCUCGAGAUCGAGUUCCUCAAGAGGCAGGUCGUGGAGCUGCAGUCCACGGUCGAGGAGCUGCACGCGCGCAAGCUCGAGCGCGAGCGUCAAGCGCUGGAGCGGUCCCAGCACCAGCACUACGACCAAUCGACGGCCGACGGAUGGGACAACAACAGCUCGGCGCUCAACGAGUGGGUGGGCGCGGCCAAGAGCCAAGUGGCGGCUGUGCAGCAGCUCGAGGAACAGAACGAGAAGCUGCGCAGCCAGGUGGCCGCCCACCUAGGACAACUCAAGCAGCUCGAGCAGAUCGCGCGGAGCCGGUACCUGGCGAACGCCAUCCCCGAACCCAUGCAGCUAACGGGCCACUCGGCCUCGAGCUACUACUCGGCGUCCUGC
Molecule: messenger RNA, 390 nt
Organism: Phytophthora sojae
Lineage: Eukaryota; Oomycota; Peronosporomycetes; Peronosporales; Peronosporaceae
Exons: 1
Source: RefSeq, a predicted model, not a curated record